CAACACGUGGUGCUUGGUGGCCUUAACAAACUCUACGGCAGGGUUUACAGGUAGCUGUCAUAUUUCUGUUCCAGUUCUCUGUGGUUGGAGGAUAGUCAGUGAGUUGAGGCAGUUUGAGCUUCCGAUUGGUCUACCACAGAAUGAAUCAGAGAAGAGGAGGUCAUAGGUGAGAUCAUCAGGGACCACCAUGGUGGAACAAAAGGCCGGGACAUCAAAACAGGCUCCUGGGCACAGGAAACUGUUAUUCUUUGUGGCAUGGCAUGUUGCUUCUCUAACCUAUGAAUUCAACUACAGUGAUCAGUUGUGUCAGGGUAAGUAGCAACCUAGGUAUGAGAAGGGUCAGCUGCAGGGAGAUAAUUGCUUCAUGGAAAGGAUAGGAUGUGACUGUGACUUCUGUGCUAAGUCCCUGGUCUCACCCUUCAAUGCUCAAAUGUGCCCCUCUCCCUGUAGAGGUGCAGGAGUUAAUGCCCACACAGCUCUUCCCAGUGCUGACCUGCUCUGCAGCCCAGGGGAAGAUGAGCAGAGCAUGCCAGUCUGUUUUCAGAUAGCAUAGCAACAACCACUGGUGCUAAGAAGGCUUUUACCAGAAAUCUGUGGGCGGAAACUUCCAGGGGUUCGCUCUGCGCUGAUGAGGUUUCUCUGCUUAAGAUGCUAAGUGAGUGGGUGCCUCUCUCAAACGUAGAAAGAGAGGACAAGAGAGAGGUGUUUCCCUUGGCCAUGGAAACUCUAUAAAGACCGAGCCAACUUUUCUCUUCUGCAGUCAGCACCAGGGGACCUGUCUGUGAUGCCUCAGCCUGCACAGGACUGAGAGAAGUGAAAAUCUUUGCCACGCUGGCCCAAGUCACUAGCAGCCAUGCAGCAGCACCCAAAUUACCCAUAUCCCCAGAUCUACUGGGUAAAUAACAGUACCAACUCUGCCUGGGCCCCUCCAGAGCCAGUUUUCCCCUGCCUGUCCUCUAGGCCUGGUCAAAGGAGGCCACCGCCGCUGCCACCACCGCCACCGCCACCGCUGCCACGGCUGCCCCCACUGCCACCGCCACCUUUAAAGAAGAGGAGGGAGCGCAACACAGACUUGUAUCUCUUUGUGAUGUUUUCCAUGGUGCUCGUGGCCCUGGUUGGACUGGGGCUGGGAAUGUAUCAACUCUUCCACCUCCAGAAGGAGCUAGCACAGCUCCGUGAGUCCACCAGCCAAAGUCACACAGAAUCAUCUCUGGAGCAGCAAGUAGGACACCCCAGUUCACCCUCUGAAGAAAAGCAGCCGAGGAGAGUGGCCCACCUGACAGGCAAGCUCCACUCCAGGUCCAUCCCUCUGGAAUGGGAAGACACCUACGGAAUUGCCCUGAUCUCUGGAGUGAAGUAUAAGAAGGGUAGCCUUGUGAUCAAUGACACUGGGCUAUACUUUGUAUAUUCCAAAGUAUAUUUCCGGGGUCAGUCUUGCGACAAUCAGCCCCUGAGCCACAAGGUCUACAUGAGGAACUCUAGGUAUCACCAGGAUCUGGUGUUGAUGGAGGGGAAGAUGAUGAGCUACUGCACUACUGGCCAGAUGUGGGCCCGCAGCAGUUACUUGGGAGCAGUGUUCAAUCUCACCAGUGCUGACCAUUUAUAUGUCAACGUCUCAGAGCUCUCUCUGGUCAAUUUUGAGGAAUCAAAGACAUUUUUUGGCCUAUAUAAGCUCUAGGAAAGGCAGUUUAGGAUUUUCCCCACUAUGGUUCCUUGUGAGAAGCCCCGGGAGUACUGUCCAGAAUGAGAGUCUUAAACCUGCUGGAGGUUGAGAAGACACGAACCACAGAGACUUCGAGUAAACAAGGUCCAGCAGGUCUGUAGUUCCUCGCUUCACAUAAGAUCCGUGAGACAGACGAGAAGAGGAACAGGACUGACUUACACAAAGCUCUGGGCUGCCUCAUGGGGAUGUGAAGGCAUAGAGAAGCAGCUGUCCAGUGUUCUAGACUCAUGUGGCCAAGAACGUUUUAGCACACGGAAAAGGGCAGCCUUUAACUCACCUCCGAGGGAGGGUAUGUUUGCUACCUCAGGGAGCCGUCUUUCAGAUAUGUGGCUGUGACAUGAAUGUGUGAGGGAUGGAAAAGGAGGACCAGUCUUGCAUAAGCUAAAGAGACUGAAGGAAUGCCAUGCCCCACUGGUACCAUUUUCACUUUUAUAUGCUCAUCCUGAGCCACCAGGUGAUGCUAACAGAGAAACCAGAGGAUCUUCUGGGGGGUCCAGUCCAUUUCCUACACAGCAUGUAUAUUUCCAGUACAGUUGUAAGGGUGUGUGUGUGUGUGUGUGUGUGUGUGGAAGACAGAAGAGAGAGAGGGAGAGAUUUAAAGAGUCACAUAA
Messenger RNA from Fukomys damarensis (Damara mole-rat), 2334 nucleotides. It is a transcript of the gene Faslg, whose product is annotated as Fas ligand. NCBI's taxonomy places the organism in Eukaryota, Metazoa, Chordata, Mammalia, Rodentia, Bathyergidae. The record is from RefSeq and is a predicted model, not a curated record. The coding region runs from base 854 to 1678 and encodes 274 amino acids. Gene Ontology annotation, biological process: apoptotic process; extrinsic apoptotic signaling pathway via death domain receptors; positive regulation of canonical NF-kappaB signal transduction. Gene Ontology annotation, cellular component: membrane. Gene Ontology annotation, molecular function: tumor necrosis factor receptor binding. The transcript has 4 exons.